This is a messenger RNA of Acaromyces ingoldii, 4443 nucleotides long. RefSeq lists its product as hypothetical. NCBI's taxonomy places the organism in Eukaryota, Fungi, Basidiomycota, Exobasidiomycetes, Exobasidiales, Cryptobasidiaceae. Gene Ontology annotation, cellular component: TSC1-TSC2 complex. The record is from RefSeq and is a predicted model, not a curated record. The transcript has 2 exons. Bases 1 to 4443 code for a protein of 1480 amino acids. Gene Ontology annotation, biological process: negative regulation of TOR signaling; regulation of cell cycle.
AUGCCACCACCGCACUUUACCUCGUCGAGCCAGGCCGCGCCCACAGCGACAGGCGGCCAGAGUGGAACAGGCGCCGGCUUGGGCGCCAGCGCUGGUGCAGGGCUCGGAUCUGGAGCGGGGCCAGGAGGAUCGGGGGCCAACAGUAGCUGGACGCUGGCCGAGCUGCCCAAGACGCAGCGACAUCUGGUCAGAGAGGCCCUCCUGCACAUCAAGACUGCCCUCGUCACCGACAAUGACGACGACUCGGCCUUGCAUGCCGCACCAGCCGCGUUCCAGGCAAUCGACAAGAUCGUAAACGAUGCCACAUUGCGGCAGCUGCGCCGCAAGGCUACCGAAGGUGGGGCCAAAGCGAAAGGUGCGGCCGGAGAACAGAGCACAGGCUCGCAGGCGCCGCCAAUGUCCUCUUCGUCAUCAGCAACUGCGAGCGGACAGGCUGGUGCCCCUUCUACAUCUGCCUCGGGAACAGCUGCGACAGCAUCAGCAUCAGCAACAGCAUCAGCAACAACAGCAGCAACAGCGACGGCAGCAACGACGGCCGAGGCCAACCUGCCCAAGCACGUCUCACAUGUGCUCAGCAGCUCCCUGUUUGACAUCUUCAGCGACAGCAUGGACCAGAACUCGCUCAGCCGCAACCAGCUUCUCGUCGAGUUCCUCCAUGCCCUCCACACCAUUCUCGAGCCGAGGUGCAUUGUGCUGGAGUGGUGGGACGUGGUGCUGAGGCCGAUGCUCAAGAACCCAAAGUGCCACGUCUCUGUCGCUGCCUGCGCCCGUGAGCUCGUCGUCUGGGCUAUGACACAGACGCCAGCCAAUGCGUACGUCGACGAGUCUCCGCCUUCGGCCAUCUGGCCCCCACCGCAGGGGGCCUCUGUCUCGGGCGACUACUCCGAGGUCAGGACAUCGAGAAAGCCCGGCGACGCACCUUACCCAUCCUCGUCAACUCGCUCGACCUCAGUCCAUCGUUCGACGUCGAGCCAGGGCGCAGACGAUCCUAUCCCUGCCGCCUUUGUCCUGCCCAAGCGAGGACCGGGGGCGGCAGACCCACUGCGGCGCUUCACACAACGCAUCUUUGACCUAUACACCUCCGAGGCCACCUCGGCAGGCAGGAACCUGGAGGACGUGGAACGAGAAGGGGCAGAAGAGGACGAGGAGGAUGAGGAUGAGGAUGAGGACGAGGAGAAGGAAGAGCGAGACCACCAUCAGCAGCAAGGAAAAGAGCAGGAAAAGGGAGGCAGCAGCGACGAUCAGCAGCGAGACGCCGAUCUUGUGGGCACCACCUGGAAGGGUAACUUGGAGGCCAUCCUGCUCACCUAUGGCGACGAAAAGGCAAAACCUUUCUUCCACCAUCUCUCCGAGUCCUACCUCGACCCCGCCGCGCGCUUGCCUAUCCUGCUCCUCCUCACAAUCUUCUUGCGCAUACACUCCGUGCACACAUACUACAUCAUCUCGACGCCCCUCGUUCGCAUGCUCGUCCUCAGCUUGCAGCUCGACACGAGCAGGACCAGCACCUCGCUCGGUCUGACGGCCCUCGUCAUGCUCCUGCCACACAUUCCAAAUUGGCUUGCCAAUGGCGGAGCAGGGGGCUUGCCAGCCCUACUCAGCAUCUUUGCCAGGGUGGUCGACUGGAGGCGCCUUGGUCCGGGAUGGGAGGAGAGGCAGGAGGCGCAAGAGACCGGCGAGGACGAGGGAUGGGUUGUCAACGACCGACUUGCGAGGAGGCUUCACAUCCGAAAGGGCAUCGAUUGGAAAAGACUGGACUCGAGCUUUGAUACGGCUCCGACAGCCCCUCCAGAUGCUGGCCGCUUCUUCACGGUCCUCUAUGGCAUCUUUCCGUGCAACGUCGUGCGCUUCCUACGGGCGCCCAUCGAUUACCUUCGCAAGGCAGAGUGUCCCACGCCGCUCGAGGCUGACUGGGAAGACGUCAUCGAUGAGGUUUCCGUCCAGCACAAGUCAGCUCCCAUCCUUCGACGGCAUUUACUCCACCCUGCAUUGAUUGAGCUCGACGCUGAAAAGGAGAUCAGCGACAAGCAGCGAUGGAGCGACCACGACGCCGCCAACAUUGCCGCGGAAUGCACCUCGCUCGAUCUCGGUCACAUGGCGGGUAAUGAGCCGGGAGGCGAUGUCGGUCUCUUUGCUCAGCCGGGCUCCGCUGUCGAGGAUCGCACUGUCUUGCUGGAUCGCUUCCUCAGUGCAUGGGACCCUCUCGACCUGGCUGGCGGACAGAAGCCAUCGUCGAUUGAGCAGGUCCUGCUGCAGCGUGGCGGAGGCGGAGCGAGCAUCGGAGAAACCCUCAUUGGCGGCAUCGAGGACGACUUGGCACGACAGCACGCCAAUCUAUCACCGAGAGCGAGCAUCCUGCAGCAUCCCAGCAGCAAUGAUGGGCGUACCAGGCGCUUCUCCCGGCAGCGCUCUCGAUCAGAGAUUGUCAGCCAACAAGGCCGGAAUGCGCUUCGCGCCGAGCUGCUUGCGGAAGGAGAGACGCUCCGGGCAGGGCGAGCGGGAACACCUGCAGCUUCCUCGCCUCAGCCUCUUGGUCGUCGCCGCGAUCCUUCGGUGCACUUUUCGCCGAACCUCGAGGCACCUCAGCACCACCGUCGUCGUUCGCCACGUGGAAGUCGAGCGACGUCGAUGACAAGCCAAGACGGCAGCCGACCUUCAACGGGGAGCAACAUGGAUGGCAUCUUUGCCUCGUACUUGCCCCUGCGUUGGCGCGUUGAAGCAGCAGCUGCGAGCCGUGCAUUUCCCAAUGCGCCCUCCACCCCCAUGACAGAGGACAGGGUGUGGUCUGGGAGCGAGGGCAAGAUGAGCAGGUCGACCUCGCAGCGAUCGAAUGUCGGGGGUACACCGAUCUCUUCGCCUGCUGGUCACAUGCCGCGCGCUUUCCCGGCACCUCGCAGCAAUCUGGCCUCGGCCAUCAUGUCGCCGGCGAGCUCGGCGGAGUCAGGCGCAGACAACAGCAGCCCUUCGAGACGGCCCCUUCCCCCAGCGGCAAUGUCUGCACAAGGAUCCUUUUCUUUGCCGCCUUCUCCGAUCAAUCGAGCGCACGGGCAUCCAGCUGCUGCACCCGCAUCGAUGACGCCGUCCAAAUUGGAGAGAAAUCGAUCAGGAUCCAUCUCGUCGGUCCUGUCCUUGGCCAAUGGCGUCUCUGAGAAGAACCUUUCAACCGCAGCAACAGCAACAACAACGACGACGCCGACACCGCUGCGACUACAUCACGAAGCCCCUUCCUCCAGCUCUUCCUCGGCUUCGUCGUCCUCGCUCGUGGCACCUACCGCUUUGAUGAGACGAGCGUCGGCCGAGGGGGGUCCUACCCCUCUUCAACAGAUCCAGGCUCUGCAAACGUCGCCGCCUGCUGCUGCACGCAUGACGUCCUCGUCUCGUGCGCAAUUGUACAAGGAGCUCAAGUACCUGCAGAGCGAGAACUUGAUGCUUCGCAAGGAGCUCAACUACGAAAUGGCCCUCAAAGAUCAGCAUGUACAGCACAUGGGCCGUCUGCACCGCGACAAGUUCAACGACACGGCACUAGAGGCCGAGAGACAGAACCUGUACCAGACUGUGCGGAGCUUGCGGGGCCAGCUGAGUGCGCUGCAGGCCUCGACGGAGCGGCAGCGCAGCGAGGCGGCGACGAUCAAGACGCGCCAUGCGGCAUGGGAGGCCGAGCUCAACGGCAAGCUCAAGCAGUAUCGCGAAGAGCGAAAGACGUGGACGUCGGAGUCGAGGCGGCUGAGGAGCCAGCAGGACGAAGACGCGAUGCGCAUCCGCCAGCUCGAGGCUGAGCUCGAGGAUACGGGCAGGGAGAUGGUCGAGAUGAGGGAGAAGCUGGGCCUCCAGACGCGAGAGGUCGGCAGGGUCAACGAGUACAAGGAGCGGGCGAGGAAGCUGGAAGAGUGCCUGAGAUACUGGGGCGAGGAUGUGGAGAGGUACGAGGAGCAGCGGAGAGAGGUCGAGGUGCUCUGGAGCCGGUGGGGACAGAUGGAGGAGGUCCUCAGCGCCGCCGACGGGCAGGUCGAGGCGCUGAGGGACCAAGUCGAGCAAAUGGAAGCUAGAAACGAAGCGCUGGAGAGAGAUUUGCGGGACAUCCGGCACAAGCAGAGUCUGCGCGACGUCGAGGGAAGUAGGGACAGCCACGAAGGUGCGACAAAGGAGAAGCGACACGGGGACGAGGGCAUAGAAGAGGGAGACGGUGAGGCGGCAGAGAGGGAAAAGCUCAAGAGAAAGGUAGAGGCCCUCGAAAUGCAGCUGCUAGACCUAAAGGCAGGCGAAGAGGAGCGCCUCGCGCAGAGGCUGUACCAAGAGAGGAAAAAGUGGGUAGAGGCGGGGCCGCGACAUGCCGCAGUGGUUGCGCCGCAAUCAGGAGACGGGGGAGAGGCAUUGACGGAAGAGCGUCAAGUCCUCGAUCACGAGAUUCAACCUUUGGAUCUCGGAUCGCCUCGGCUCCAGGAGUAA